This is a messenger RNA of Paraphaeosphaeria sporulosa, 1113 nucleotides long. Its product is annotated as TauD-domain-containing protein. The record is from RefSeq and is a predicted model, not a curated record. The transcript is spliced from 3 exons. Gene Ontology annotation, cellular component: cytoplasm. Gene Ontology annotation, molecular function: 2-oxoglutarate-dependent dioxygenase activity. The coding region runs from base 1 to 1113 and encodes 370 amino acids. Lineage: Eukaryota; Fungi; Ascomycota; Dothideomycetes; Pleosporales; Didymosphaeriaceae.
AUGGCAACGGUUACCCAAGUGCAGGAAGCGACGAACGCUGACGGUCAGCCAAUCAAGUUGGCUGUCGCAUACAGCGAUGAGGUACAUAAUCAGGCAAAAUACGCAGCCUACCUACCUGUAUACGACACCACGACUAAGUUUCCGCCAACGCCACUGUUCGAUCAUGAUGACCGAGGCCGACAUGCCGACCCUGCGAAGCCAAAUUUGUUAUCGAAAGAAAACCCGCAAAUCAAGGUUAACAAGCUGACACCCCGCGUUGGCACCGAGAUCACGGGACUUCAACUCUCUGAACUAACUGACAUUCAAAAAGAUGAGCUUGCGUUGCUCAUAGCCGAAAGAGGUGUCGUUGUAUUCCGUGACCAAGACUUUAAAGACAUCGGGCCUGAGAAACAGAAGGAGUUUGGCGAGUACUUUGGCAGAGUCCAUGUCCACCCCGUUGGCGCCCACGUCAAAAAUCAUAUCGAGUUCCAUUCUAUCUACUUGGGCAAGGAUAAUCUUUACCGACUUGGUCGCUCCAGCUCUAAGCUCACAACGACUGGGUACCACUCGGACGUUUCAUACGAGCACCAACCGCCCGGCAUCACAUUGCUCACUCUCCUCCAAGUACCCUCAACUGGUGGCGACACAGGAUGGACAUCGCAGGCCGCGGCUUACGAAAGGCUGUCUGAGCCUUUGAAGCAUUUCCUCGAGGGAUUACGUGCUGAGCACAGUGGGUUUCCACAAGCUGACCGUGCCGCCCGCGACGGGCAUUUUGUUAGACGUGAUCCUGUCAAGAGCUACCAUCCCAUCGUGAGAGUACAUCCCGUUACCGGACAGAAAGUUCUUUUCGUAAAUCCUGGAUUCACCAAGCGCAUUGUCGGACUGAAGGAUGAGGAGUCCGAUGCUAUACUGAAGCUUCUUUUCAAGCACAUCGCCCAGAGCCAGGAUAUCCAAGCAAGAGUGAAAUGGGAUGACCGUACCGUGGCGCUGUGGGACAACAGAGUGACUGCCCACACUGCCAUCAGCGACUACGAUGUAAGCGACGAAGCAGAAGGGCUAAGGCAAGGAUUCCGCAUCACGACUCUGGGAGAGGUACCGGUUGGGGUCAAUGGUUUGAAAUCGGAGUGGGACUAA